AAGCGGCUCGGCCGGGCUGCCACUCAACCGCCUCCCUCCCUCCCUUCCUCCCUGUGGCGGCGGUUCGAGGCUGUGGAGCGUCUCCCUUCCUGCCGGCUUAGCUUUCUCUUGCAGGGGGUGCAGACCUCCCAGAAAGGAGCAGGAUGGUCCAUAUCAGGGAGCUGCCCGAAGAUAUCCUCCUGGACCUCCUCUCUGUGGUCCCCGGCAGAGACCUGAUCCGCAGCUGCCGGCUGGUUUGCUCCCAGUGGCGGGACCUGGUGGACCUGGGAACCCUGUGGAAACGCAAGUGCCAGAGAGAAGGCUACCUGGCCCAGGGGCAGGACAAGAGCGUCCCAGACUGGAAGAUCUUCUACUUCCUCUGCACCUUGAAAAGGAACCUGAUCAGAAAUCAUAUUGCGGAAGAUGGUUUUAAGUCCUGGGACAUUGAGUCCAACGGAGGAGAUGAGUGGAAGAUCGAAGACUUGCCUGGUGCCCACGGGAGAGAAUUUCCCCAUCCACAUGUCCGUAAAUAUUUUGUCACGUCUUAUGGGCUCUGCACAAAGCACCAGCUCAUCAACUUAAAAAAUGAAGGCUACUGGAAUGAGCUGAUGGACGAGUCCAAGCCGGAUAUUGUGGUGAAGGAUUGGUAUGCUGCCCGGUAUGAUUGUGGCUCCCAAUACAAGCUGAACAUCAAAUUGCUGUCCGCAGACUACAUUGUCCUGGCAGAGUUUGACCCAGAAGACGUGGUGAUAGAGCAGUGGAGCGACGCAGAAUGGCAUGAGGUCUCACACACUUUUCACAACUACCCGCCUGGCGUCCGCUACAUCCUUUUUAACCAUGGAGGCCAAGAUACUCAGUUCUGGGCUGGCUGGUACGGCAUCCGUGUAACCAACAGCAGUAUCACGAUUGGCCCAGAGGUGGCCAGUGAGGAGGAAAGAGUGCUCGGCCAAGGGGGCAGGGGUGUAGCUUUCGAUUGACUCCCCUCUUGCAGCGCAGUUUGAACUCUCAUACAGUUGGUGGGUAAAGCCUCCCCUCCCCAUUUAAAUUUGCCCAUCGGUUGCCUUUCUGAAGCCCGACUCCCUUGGCUUUCUCUGGAGAUGUCGGCUUGCACCCCGUCGGCUCGGCUGCAGUGUUUCCUGGCUCCUAAGCCCCACAAACUCUUAACUUUUGUGCUUGGGGAGGGAAGCACGUGUAACGACUCAGGGAGGAAGGGCACUGGGUCGAUUUCUGGGAACAGAGCGGUGAAAACUUCAGAGAGUGGGAAAGAGCUGGGUCUAUCCAGAGGUAGUUGACAGGUAAAACCGCUGAGAAAAGAUGUUUCCUAUCAUCCGUGCAAAAACAGCUCAUUGUUGAAGGUGCAGGAACUGUACUAUUGGUCAGCAGGGGGACAGGAGGAAGGAAUAACUACAUUUUCAAGAUUACUCAUACUGAUCGCUGCUCAUUCUUCCCUGUGUUGUGUCAGACCUGAGGGAUCAAGGCACCCUGCUCAUUUCCCCUCACACCUAGUAGUCACUUGGAUAUUGAAGUGGCUCUGAGCACUCCGUGGCCACUAACUCCCUUGUUUUUAUUCUUUGACCAAAAAACAAAUUUCAGCAUAUUAAAAAAAAAAAUCACCUGUCUAUUCUCUCUGAAAUGUGGAAGAGGAAUGUAGUCUUGCAGCAAUUUGCACGUGUGUAAAUAAAAGAUGUUCAAUACCA
This is a messenger RNA of Sphaerodactylus townsendi, 1676 nucleotides long. RefSeq names its product F-box only protein 6-like. The transcript is spliced from 6 exons. The coding region runs from base 144 to 956 and encodes 270 amino acids. The record is from RefSeq and is a predicted model, not a curated record. NCBI's taxonomy places the organism in Eukaryota, Metazoa, Chordata, Lepidosauria, Squamata, Sphaerodactylidae. Gene Ontology annotation, cellular component: cytoplasm; SCF ubiquitin ligase complex. Gene Ontology annotation, biological process: glycoprotein catabolic process; SCF-dependent proteasomal ubiquitin-dependent protein catabolic process. Gene Ontology annotation, molecular function: protein binding; ubiquitin protein ligase activity.